Messenger RNA from Protopolystoma xenopodis, 372 nucleotides. NCBI's taxonomy places the organism in Eukaryota, Metazoa, Platyhelminthes, Monogenea, Polystomatidea, Polystomatidae. The record is from the annotation of a GenBank genome assembly.
AUGCCGGCAAACCUAUUCCCUCGGAUAGUGUCCGCAUGCCUUUACAAACGGUCAGAAGAGCUGCUAAACUCUAUCGUGGCAACACCGUCAGUGGGGGCUCAGGCGUCCUGCUUUGACGUCUGUGUGCUCGGCCAGGAAGCUGCCAUAACAAGCGACCUGUUUACAAACGUUGUUAAAAGCUACGCUCUGACCGAUGGACAACCAGAAGAAUCACCUACACUAAAUAGUAUGUCUCAACGCCUGCUGAGAUCAGUAAUCAACCCAAUAUGUGUCUGGCAGAAUGCCAUCAUGAUCCGAGUCGGAGGAGUGGAGCUGCUCAUCCAACGAACCAUAAAUAGCGGUAAUUUACUAUUUUUUACAGAGAAAAAUUGA